Molecule: messenger RNA, 727 nt
Organism: Triticum aestivum (bread wheat)
Lineage: Eukaryota; Viridiplantae; Streptophyta; Magnoliopsida; Poales; Poaceae
Product: 18.8 kDa class V heat shock protein
Exons: 2
Coding region: 148-615 (155 amino acids)
Source: RefSeq, a predicted model, not a curated record
CGCACAUGGGCGCGCGGCACCGCACAUGUUGCGAUGCAAGUUGCAGCUUCACCCUGAGCUCUGCUAUUUAGAGCGAGUGAACUAUACAGAUGCGGCAAAGCAAAGCUAACCGAACAAGAAGCCAGCACUAGUUUACAAGAGAUUCCCAUGGAUUACCCGAUGCAGGAGGUGCACCAGCACCCAGGAUUCCGGGCGGUUCAUCCAUGGCAGUGGUGGCAGUGGCAGCUCUCCGUCCUGGCUUCGUCCUCUUCGCCUCCGGCUCCGUCGUCGCGGCCGCCCAACCACGUCAGCUGGGAUGAGACCGGCGCCGCGCAUAUCUACUCCGCUGACCUCCCCGGCGUGAAGAAGGAGGAGAUCAGGGUGGAGAUUGAGGACGGGAGGUACCUCGUCAUACGCACCGAACUGGACGCUGGUGACGCGGAAGUCCACGGCCGCCGAGGCAGCUUCGCGAGGAAGUUCCGGCUGCCGGGGAUGGUGGACGCCGACGGCAUCACGGCCGAGUACGCCCACGGCGUACUGACCGUGACGGUGCCCAGGAUGCACACCCGGGCCCGGCCCGUGGUCAAUCUCAUCGGGCUUGGUCCUGCCUGCGACCCCGUGGCCAGAGCAGCUUAAACUGAUUUAUUAUUAUAUUAUAUUAUAUAUUCAAGUUCCCAUGUACUAAACGAAAUGAUGAAUGGAUAAGGUCUAGCCUGCCAGAUAUCUUAUCUUAUUUUUCUUAUAACUA